GCGCGAAAAGAGGAGCACGCGUUUUGCAACACUGCUACCAAUCUAGAAGAAAGUUUCUGCAACGUUCGUUGCUACCAUUAUCAAAUCGAUAAUCGCUCGAACACUCGUCCUCCGUUUGUCAUCUUCGCCGAAACUUGAUAAUCGUCUGAUGUGAGUAAAUUCGCGAGAGUUUCGAGACAAAAAUUUGACAAGAAACACUUUUGAUGACGCGCGUAACAAACGGUGUAUCGAGUAUUGUUAUAGAGCGGCUCGAGCGAUCAGGACAAAUGUGAACAACAGCGCGUAAAAAUUUCUCCCGAAACGAGAACGUCGAUAUCACAUGCACACACAAAAAACAAGAGGAGUAUUAACAAGGAGAUUUAUCAGCGCGAUUGUUUAUUUUUGAGGGUGAACUCGUCGAAAGUUACGAUCGCUCCGAAGAUGAGACUCAAUAAGGAAAUUUAUAUUACGUCGCUCUUAUCAAUCGUUGGUGUGCUCCUGAUCGUUGAGGUAACUCGCGGUGACACGCUUCACGGUAUUGAAAUGAACCGCGAGGAUCCCUGCAUCAGUUUGUGCGAGAAAACGUCCAUUGAUUUCUCAAAUAAAAUUUACAUGAAGUCUUGCUGCCAACGAGGAUGCAGGUUCUUCAAUCUGGUCGACCUGCGCCAUGGAUGGGAAUCAGACGAGUUGAAUGGCACCAGACAGGCUUGUGAGACCUCGUGCACCGAGGCAUACACAAAUCUGGAAGAUCGCUAUACCUGUGGAAUUGGUUGUGAUUUUAUGGCCAAUCAACGAGUUUCGGAUCUGCUGUCUCUUCUCUCGAUUGCCAUGCGUAUGGAGAAAAACAUUUAUUACUCCAAUGCUUUGGGUCUGAUAGAUAUACCAGAAAACGAUAUAUUAACUGAUCCUGGAUUGCGCAAGGAGCUGCUUCCUGGAUGGUGGGAUUCCGACGGCUUCAAAUUGCCGCAAACGUAUAUUAAAACCGUACCAAUGGAUGUUGGAACUGUGGAUUAUUCUCUAUCUUCUGAUUAUUCCGGCGAGAGCGAGCAGACAGCAUUUACACCUGUGAUUGUAUCUGGUCCGGAUUGGUUUAAGUGCAUAUUCAAGCAGAUACCACCCGAGCAUCUGAGGCCUUUGUUCUUCCUUCUCAUAGGAACCUUUGUAGUAUUGUUCAUAAUAUUAUCACUUUGUCUAAGGUGGAUCUACAUAUGCACGGAGGAUGAUUCGUUGUCCAAAGAGAAGCUGAUCGACACAUCUAAUUCACUCAAAGUCACAUUGUACCAUACAUACAUACCAGACGAAUCGCCUCUGUACAAGGAACCACCUCCCAAGUACGAUCAGCUAUUGGAUCAACCUGAAACCUAUUCGCCAGACGUCAAAGUUAAUAUCUAAAUCAAUGAUGACUUAACAGAAAACGCGUGAUCGUAUCUUGUUUCGAAAGCUUUAGCAUAACACACAAUGCAGUGAUAUGUAGAUAUCAAUGAUUACCGUGAUUUAAAUUUGAUAAAAUCAAAAGUGCAUUUUACAAUAGAGCGACAUAGAGAUAAUUCAACUAUCUUUUUUUUUUUUUUUU
Molecule: messenger RNA, 1552 nt
Organism: Pseudomyrmex gracilis
Lineage: Eukaryota; Metazoa; Arthropoda; Insecta; Hymenoptera; Formicidae
Exons: 4
Coding region: 421-1371 (316 amino acids)
Source: RefSeq, a predicted model, not a curated record